Messenger RNA from Microstroma glucosiphilum, 1399 nucleotides. RefSeq names its product LmbE-like protein. Gene Ontology annotation, molecular function: N-acetylglucosaminylphosphatidylinositol deacetylase activity. Gene Ontology annotation, cellular component: endoplasmic reticulum. Lineage: Eukaryota; Fungi; Basidiomycota; Exobasidiomycetes; Microstromatales; Microstromataceae. The record is from RefSeq and is a predicted model, not a curated record. The coding region runs from base 192 to 1295 and encodes 367 amino acids. Gene Ontology annotation, biological process: GPI anchor biosynthetic process. The transcript has 2 exons.
GAGAUUCGUGGGAGUCGGCGUGGCUCGAGCGCCCAAGAAGAAUGCUAAUGCAAAGACGACUCCUGCGACGGGCAUGUCACGCACGUCGUUCCUGGUGGCAACCGCGGCGGCGCUACCGCUGCUGUUGGCUGGACUACAGUACGGCCUUGCUGGAGGAAACAUGCUGGUCUCCAAGGGGUGGGUAGCCGAGUAUGCUGACUAGCAGAUGGACGCAUUUGUGGGAAGAUGUGGGAAAUCGCAAGCUCAAAGAAGAAAAGGGCAGUGAAUCCAUAAAUCCAACCUCACCCACCUCAGGCAUCACACGUCCACAGCGCGUCCUCCUCCUUCUCGCCCAUCCAGACGACGAAGUCAUGUUCUUCUCCCCAGUCCUACAUGCACUCCUCUCUCCGCAGGGAAAUACGGAGCUAUGGGCAGCAUGUAUGACUUCUGGUCCUCCUGCUCUCAAGCUUACCGAGGCAGCCGAGGUCAAGAUCGAGGCCUCUUUUUCGCUAUUGAACAAUUCCCUCUCCAGUGACGCUCUUCCCCUUCGAGCACAAGAGUUGCUGAGAGCUUAUGCCCAUUUCCCUGGGAUAGGUCUAGAUGCAGCUGCCCUCGAGGGCUCCGCAAGAGCAGGCGCAAGAGCAGGCGCAAGAGCAGGAGCAGGGGCAGUGACAGAGCGAGUCCUAAUCUUCUCCGACCCUGAGCUCCAAGACGGGAUGACCGAGCAGUGGGACCCAAGAAGAGUGAGGGAUGUGCUUCUCAAAGGAAUGGAGGAACGCUUCUCCCAGCCCAACGUCAAUGGGAAGAUAAUGGAGGGGAAAUGGAAUUUCGACUGGCUCCUCACAUUCGACGAGGGCGGCAUUUCAGGACAUGCAAACCAUCGUGCUCUACAUGAUGCGGCUCCAUUAGUAGCUGAUGCUCUGGAAACACGAAGUAAAGCUGGAGCUGGAGUUGGAGCUGAAGCUGGAAUUGGAGAAAGAGGCAAGGGACGACCUCAAAUCUGGAAUCUCCCCACCCUUCCUCUUCCACUCAAGUAUGGCUCUCUCCCCUUUGCCAUUGUGCAGCGCGCUGCUUCCCUGCUCUUCCUCCCUCACCUCGAUCCUUCGAGCUCGCCAAGCAAGGACAGCACCGAGGACAGCAGCAGUAGGAGCAGCGGCAUCGGAGCGUGCCUCACCUUUCUCUCCUCCCCAAGGGAAUACCUCGUGUCACUAGCGGCGAUGCGAGAUGGCCAUACAUCGCAGAUGCUCUGGUUCCGGUAUGCGUGGUGGGGACUCAGCAGCUACGUGUUUGGUGGGAGGAUAUGCAGGGUGCAAUAGCAGAGAACGGUUGAGAGAGGGAGAGGGAGAGUGCGCUGCAGAGGAGCUUCUGGACGGGGCUGGUGGACGGGCGGGAGGGGUCACAUUUGUAUUUCAUAGGCAAU